UAUACAAAAUUUCCAUUUAUUAUUGGAGCAACAUAUCUCAAAAAGUAAAACUAACUAGAUAGAUAUGAUAUGAGUUUUGGAUCUUUCUGGUUCAAUUCUGGAUUUUUCCUGGAACCUUUCUCUGUUCUGGUUUUUCCAUUCCUUAUUCAGACUAUUAUACACUAUAGGUUCAAAUCAGCUUUGACUUGGCUAAAGAUCUGGGGCUGCAGUGAUUUGAUCAAUCAAAGUAGUUGAACUGAAGACUCCAUAGAUCACCAAAAUGGCUAUUAAUGGUGUAAGAGAACCCUUACUUCCAGAACAAGUUGAUCCUAAUCCCCAAUCAAGGAGGAAAGAUGCUCCAAAGAGAAAGAGAUUUCGGCGCUGUAAAAGCGCGCCUAUGGUGGAUUUUGUUCCCUUGGAUAAACUAGGCACAGAUGAUUCAAUUCCAAGGCCUAAUUCCAUGUUUGGGAUUGGACCCCCAAGUUUUUGUAAAGUGAUCAUCUUCCUGUGCUUCUACUUAGGUGUGGGAACGAUAUUCUUCUAUGCGGUGAGGAACCAGCUCGAUGGAAAAAAGACUGAUGGAGUUCUUGAUGCUAUCUAUUUCUGCAUUGUGACAAUGACUACCGUCGGAUAUGGAGAUUUGGUGCCUAGCAGCAAUGCUACAAAGCUGCUUGCUUGUGCCUUUGUUUUCACAGGAAUGGCUCUAGUUGGCUUGACCCUAAGCAAAGCAGCAGACUACUUGGUGGAGAAGCAAGAAUCAUUGCUUGUGAAAGCCUUGAAUAUGAGAAGAAAAGUUGAUCAUGCUGAGGUUCUGAAAGAGGCUCAGACUAACAGAGCCAGAUCCAAAUGCAUUCUGGUGUUUAUAGCUCUUCUGGUGCUUAUGACUGGUGGAACAGUUUUUCUAAUUACUGUUGAGAAAUUGGACCCUGUGGAUGCAUUUUAUUGUGUGUGUUCUACCAUUACCACUUUGGGAUAUGGAGAUAAGAGCUUCUCAACCAAAGGAGGGCGUGUUUUCGCAAUAUUCUGGAUAUUGAUAAGUACCAUUUGCUUAGCUCAGUUUUUCCUAUAUAUUGCUGAGCUAAACACUGAGAACAGACAAAGGGAUUUGGUUCAUUGGGUUCUUACUCGUCGGAUGACUAAUGUAGACUUAGAAGCUGCUGAUCUUGAUGAUGAUGGAAUUGUUGGGGCUGCAGAAUUUGUGAUAUAUAAGCUCAAAGAGAUGGGGAAGAUCAGUCAUGAAGAUGUAUCACAAAUAUUGGAGGAGUUUGAUGAUCUUGAUGUUGAUCAAUCAGGAACUUUGUCAGUCUGUGAUAUAAAUCUAGCACAAUCCUCUCCACCUCAUCAGAAAAAUAUUGAUUAACAUGAUUUGAUCUUUCACUUGUACAGCAAUGUGUGCAGAAAAUGAGGUGAAGACUUAGUUUAUGUACUAUUAAAGUCUGAAAAUAUCUAUUGGAGUUUCUUAUAUAAAGUAAAUAUUAUCUGAGGAAAAGCCAAUGUAUAACAUGUUUCAGUGUAACAUGGUGACAAUUGUUUUGUGAAAUCAAAGCUUUUUGAGUUUA
Humulus lupulus (European hop) is the source of this 1538-nucleotide messenger RNA. RefSeq names its product two-pore potassium channel 1-like. The transcript is spliced from 3 exons. Gene Ontology annotation, cellular component: plant-type vacuole membrane. The record is from RefSeq and is a predicted model, not a curated record. Bases 260 to 1339 code for a protein of 359 amino acids. Gene Ontology annotation, biological process: stabilization of membrane potential; potassium ion transmembrane transport. NCBI's taxonomy places the organism in Eukaryota, Viridiplantae, Streptophyta, Magnoliopsida, Rosales, Cannabaceae. Gene Ontology annotation, molecular function: potassium ion leak channel activity.